Molecule: messenger RNA, 834 nt
Organism: Solanum stenotomum
Lineage: Eukaryota; Viridiplantae; Streptophyta; Magnoliopsida; Solanales; Solanaceae
Exons: 5
Coding region: 211-834 (207 amino acids)
Source: RefSeq, a predicted model, not a curated record
CAGCAAACAAAAUCUUACCUUCACUAUAUGGGAAGAGGGAAUUAUAGAAAACGAAGGUAGGAAACUGCUGCACCAAUUCCGAGAAUAUCCUGUAAUCCUUGCUCGGCGUAUUGGAGCGUCAAGAUAUAAUGGGUCACUGAGAACCGCCAAAUACUUACCUCUUUCACUCUCAGAAGUACAUCCACAUCAGGAUUUCUCAUCUCUGUUCCCAUGGAUGAAGAAAUAGUACCUAUUGCAAGCAUUGACUCGCAACAAGAUGGCCACACAUUUACAAUUGAGGCAAAAAUAACCUUUCCCACUGACCUUAAGAAAUUCUAUGUCUUAGUCUGUUCAAACUGUGGGCAAGACGUGCGCUAUCCAACCAUAAGAGAAAUCGAUUGUAUGAACUGUGACCAGAAAAACCUCUUAGUACCCAGGUGCAGGUUUGAUGUAGAUCUCACAGAUGACUCAGGCUCAACAAUUGGAAUGAUUAUGGAUAAAGAAGGAGAAAAAUUAUUGUCCCUUACUGCAGAAGAAAUUUACAAAAGGGCUUCGGAUCCGGGUAACUAUCCAUCUCUGGAAGACGUUCAAGCUAACAUUAGCAACAAACUCUUCCAUGUUCGAGCAAAGAAAGCAUUUGCCUGUGCUUCACGCACAACAUCAGUGAAAUUAAACAUCCACUCCUGUGUUGAAAAUGAAUGUUUUACUGAUUCUCUUCCGUCACCGAGCACAAUCAAUAUUCAUGAAGCAACCAAAAGAAAACAGAAAGUCCACCCACCGCACAUAACUGAAGAAGCUGGAUCACUCAAAAUGAAACAAAAACUGGAUCCAGCAACUCCUAAAAAAACCAACUGA